GCAGGAAGAAAGCCUUCACUGGACCCCACCAGUGUUUAAAAUGUCUUUAGUUCAUCCUCUCCUAGCACCCUCUGGUUUUGUUCUGAGGCCCUGUCACUGAACUCCAUCUCUUAUCUCAGAAGUUGAAGGUCCCCCAUCCCAGAGCCAGCUGCUAAGUUCCCAGAGCUUGAAUAACACCACAGUCAGCUGAAGAGUGGGCAGCCUCAGACACCACGGCCGGGAAAAUGGGGGCCAUGCCGUUCAGACGCCUGUAUCUGUUAUGUCUCUUCAUGUGCAAACCAUCCCCGGAAGUUGCUGCAGAAGUUCAGGAAUCCUCAGACGGUCCCGGUGCCCGGGAACCUGUCUGGCUCACAGAUGUCCAGGCUGCCAUGGAAUUCAUCGCUGCUGCUGAGGUGACUGUCAUAGGCUUCUUCCAGGAUUUAGAAGUACCAGCAGUGUCCGUACUCCACAGUGUGGUGAAAGAUUUCCAAGAUGUGUCAUUUGGAAUCAGCACUGCCUCCGAGGUUCUGGCCCACUACAGUGUUACUGGGAACACCAUUUCCCUCUUUCGUCUGGUGGAUAACAAACAACUGGAUUUAAAGAGUGAAGACAUUGAAAGCAUGGAUGCUACCAAGUUAAGCCAUUUCAUUCAGAGGAACAACCUCCACUUGGUGACAGAGUAUAACCCUACGACUGUAAUUGGCCUAUUUAAUAGUAUGAUUCCAAUUCAUCUUCUACUGAUGAUGAACAAGGCCUCCCCAGAGUAUGAAGAAAGCUUGCACAGAUACCAGGAAGCAGCUAAGCUCUUCCAGGGGAAGAUUCUUUUUAUUCUGGUGGACAGUGGUGUGAAGAAAAAUGGGAAGGUGAUAUCAUUUUUCAAACUAAAGGAGCCUCAGCUGCCUGCAUUGGCAAUUUACCAGACUCUGGACGAUGUGUGGGAUACACUGCCCAUAACGGAAGUCUCAGUAGAGCACGUGCAAAACUUUUGUGAUGGAUUCCUGAAAGGGAAGAGGUUGAGAGAAAAUCAUGAAUCAGAAGAAAAGAUGUCAAAGAUGGAACUCUGAUUUCUCCCUGCUUCUUCUGCGUAGGACAAAGUAACUACUUGAUGCCGAAUAAAAAG
Messenger RNA from Globicephala melas (long-finned pilot whale), 1099 nucleotides. It is a transcript of the gene ERP27, whose product is annotated as endoplasmic reticulum protein 27. Gene Ontology annotation, molecular function: protein disulfide isomerase activity. Gene Ontology annotation, cellular component: endoplasmic reticulum. Gene Ontology annotation, biological process: response to endoplasmic reticulum stress; protein folding. Lineage: Eukaryota; Metazoa; Chordata; Mammalia; Artiodactyla; Delphinidae. The record is from RefSeq and is a predicted model, not a curated record.